AUGCCAGUGAGGGAUCCUAGACUUAGAAUUGGAGGGAAGGUGACGGCAAAGGCUUGUCAUGUUGUGCAUCUGAGCGAGUGUGCACGGAGAUAUGGCGUCAACAAGCACUCCAAGCGGCUUGUUGGAACGGUUCUAGACGUCACGACCACCCCUGUAUCCAUUACAACUGGGCGUACCUCUACUUUGAUAACAGCAGUUUAUGAUUUUGGAGAGAGUUUGUUCAAGGAAAAAACACUGAACAUUCGGAGUGUAAAGGCAUUUGUACCGCCAGAAGAUGAAGGAAUGUCCUUAAUUGAGGAAUUAGCAGCAGAGGCUUUGCAGGCAGCAGAAGCAGACAUGGAAGCCGGAAACUUGAUGGAAGAAAGUGUCGAAGCCCCGGUAGCCAAAAUGGUUGAAACCCCGGCUGACAUAGAGCCCGAUACCUUGGUCGACACAGAGCCCAAUACCCCGGUUGACACAGAGCCCAAUAGCCCGGUAGCCGAAAUUGUCGAGACCCCGGUUGACACUGAUACCUCGUGCACCAAACAGAGUGGUAUGUGA
Molecule: messenger RNA, 540 nt
Organism: Phaeodactylum tricornutum CCAP 1055/1
Lineage: Eukaryota; Bacillariophyta; Bacillariophyceae; Surirellales; Neidiaceae
Exons: 2
Coding region: 1-540 (179 amino acids)
Source: RefSeq, a predicted model, not a curated record